AUGACUAGAUUAUGUUCGCUCGAAACAGUAGUAAUAACUUGUCUUAUACUUUUACUUAAUAAGAUAAGUUCAGUGUUGAACCUCGAGGAUGUGUUUUUCAACGGAAACUUCAGUGUCAAUUUAUCAAAUAUUUUUAGCGAGAAUCAUGUGAAAAUAAAUGACUUGAAAAUAAGUACGGCCUACCUUUUUGAUCUUCCACCUCCCCUAGAUUUAGACUUAGCGCUAUCAGCCCUGAAAGGCGUACGAAGUAUCGGGGUGAGAAAUAGCAAUGUUGAAAGCAAAACUAGAGGGAGUGAUAGGGGGAGGGAUGACGGUUUUAUGGAAGAUGAGAUAACCAUAGAAGUAGAAAAUUCUUAUGUAGGAGAACACAUCCAAUGGAACAAGGUAUCUAAACAAAAUUUCUUUAAAAUGGAGAUGCAGAAAGAGGAUGUGAUGAAAGGUAUGCCGAUGCCGUAUGAAAUAAACAACAUUGCAGAUGCAAUUAAAGAAAUAAAUUUUUAUUUUAAUCAGAGGCGUAAUGGAAUAUACGAAGAAAUUGUAUAUAAUGGAACGCACAUACCUGAUAUAUAUACAAAUGUAUUUAUAAUUAUUGUAAUAUCAUUUAUGUAUUUGUUCUGCUUUAAAACAAUAUGUGAAGGAUACACGAGGGGGAAAAAUGCAGCAAAAAAUUAUAUACCUAAAGCAUCAACUUUGUUCUUCUUUUUUUUAAUAUUAAAAAAUGUACUAAGUUAUUUUCCAGCUAUAUUGUCUUCUAUUGUUUGUUUAAUCAUAACGUUUUAUUUUUAUUCAAUAUCAAUGAAUCCAUGUGAACAAAUAUAUUUUUUGAAAAAUUCUACCAUAAAAAAAGAACCCAUAGGAUGGGUUCUAAUUGUAUUUGCAGAAUCUAUAAUAAUUGGAAAUAUCCUCUAUCAUUUUUUCUGUACCCCCCAUAUGUUACUAAUAUUAUUAAGGUACAUACCAAGUGAACUGUUGGUAAGAUUUAUAUGUUUUCUAAUACUAUUACUCAUAGGAUAUACUAUAUUCUUACUAAUGAUAAGUAAUUUAAUUUCAGCGAAGAAAGCACAGAAUUUUGUAUUCUCAUUCACAUCUUCUUAUUUAAUUGUGUCAAGCUGUACUUAUUUUUAUAAUCUCUUAGUACUGAGGGUGUUAAAGUAUACCAAUAUAUUUCAAAUAGAACCAAUAAUGUUUUUUUCUUACGCUCCAAAAUUUGUUUUUAACAUUCAGAAUUAUAUUGCCCUACUUACGAUAUUUAUACUCACGGCUUUGUCUAUCUACAUACCCAAAUUCAUAAAAAUCAAGAAAGAUGGCCUUCGCCAUGAAAAAAGAAACAAAGAAGAUUCAAGCACGGGAGGGCACAACAGGUAUGAUAUUAUUCUUAGUUCUUUCUCUUAA
Plasmodium gonderi is the source of this 1392-nucleotide messenger RNA. RefSeq lists its product as hypothetical. The coding region runs from base 1 to 1392 and encodes 463 amino acids. The transcript has a single exon. The record is from RefSeq and is a predicted model, not a curated record. NCBI's taxonomy places the organism in Eukaryota, Apicomplexa, Aconoidasida, Haemosporida, Plasmodiidae.